This is a messenger RNA of Chlamydomonas reinhardtii, 2919 nucleotides long. RefSeq lists its product as uncharacterized. Gene Ontology annotation, cellular component: Golgi apparatus. Bases 100 to 2511 code for a protein of 803 amino acids. The transcript is spliced from 13 exons. The record is from RefSeq and is a predicted model, not a curated record. Lineage: Eukaryota; Viridiplantae; Chlorophyta; Chlorophyceae; Chlamydomonadales; Chlamydomonadaceae.
GUUUACAAACGAAGGAGAAACAUGCUCGCAACAGCUCGCGAAGCCCCGUAGUUGCGGUCGCUUGCCACUCGUGGCACCUCGAGGAGGAUAUUGUGAACAAUGGAUCGCUUGGUGGGAGCCUUAUCAAAGGUCAGCGCCACGCUGAAUGACACAGCGACGAAUGUCCUCAAGGCGCCCGGCGCGCCACCUCCACCAGCCGAAGCGCCAAAGGGAGAGUAUCUGCGCCUGCCUGUGGAGUCAGCACGACGGCUACGCUGGUUUGAGAAGGCGGACUUGCAGGCGCUAACUAAAUCGAAUUUUCGCGAAAAAAGGGAGCUCCUCGAUACGGUCGCUGCGUUGAAAAAGGUCCUGCUGCGGCAUGGCGUGGAUGAGAGCAAGGUGGACGCGGAGGUGGCUGCGCAUCUGCGCGCGGCAGCUGAGGUGGCGGAGGCGCACGAGGGCGUGGCGUCCGUCUUGCUGGCUGCUCUGGAGCCCCACGUUAAGGAGCUGCGCUUUGAGAACGAACGGCUGAAGGCGGCACUAGCCAUGAACCAAGCCACCACCUCAGCAGCCGGCGCCGCGCCGGCGGCGAACGGUGGCGCGUCGUCUGGCGGCGCCGCCCGGGACUCGGCUGCGGGCACCAACGGCUCCCCCGCUGCCGCGGGUCUGCAUGGGGUGUCCAGCUCCGGCGCGCUGGCUGGCGGCCUCUCACGCGGCAGCCUGGCUGCGGCCGCCAGCGGGCCUGUGGUUCCGGUGCUGCACCUGCCGCUGCGGCUGGAGCACCUGGACCUGGCACAGCUGGGCGGCCCCGCGGCAGCGCGCAUGGACCCGGCAGCGAGGCAGCAGAUGGCGGCGCUGGAGGUGGAGCUGGAGCGCGCUGGCAAGCAGGUGACGGAGCUGAAGGCGCAGGUGGCCAAGCAGCAGCAGCAGCACCAGGCGGCGGCCUCUCGGCGCAGGGGCCCGGACGGCGGCGACGCGGUGGGGCUGGCGGCGCUUCAGGACAUGGUGCUGGAGGCGCAGGAGGCGGCGCGGGAGGAGGCGCGGCGGGCGCAGCGGGCGGAGGCGCGGGCGGGGCGGCUGGAAGGGGAGCUGAAGACGCUGCAGGCGCAACAGAAGACGCUGUACAAGGAGCACAGCUCGCUUCAGCAGCAGGUGGCGGUGCUUACCUCGCAACUGGCGGAGGCGCAGGCGGCGGUCAGCAGCGCCAACGCGGCAGAGGAGAGCCGCGCGGCAUCGGAGGCGCGCGAGGACCUGGAGGCGCUGCGGGCGGUGAAUGCGGGGCUGCAGUCAGACCUGGCAGCGGCACGGGCGAACUAUGCAAAGCUGGACGCGGACCUUCAGCUGUCUCACCAGCGCGAGGCCGCCGCCUCCGCAGCGCUGGCGGAGGCGGAGGCGCUGGCGGGCCGCUGCGACGAGCUGGCUGGCGCCAACAUGGCGCUCACGCAGCGGCUGGCGGACAGCCGGUCGGAGCUGGAGAUGUGCAGCUACUACAAGAAGAUCUGCUCCGAGCUGACGGAGGCCAAGGGCAAGCUGGAGGGCGACCUACUGGGCCUGGCGCAGCAGCUGGUGGCGGCAGAGCACCGCGUCACCGACCUCAGCGCCCGCCUGGCGGACAGCGAGGAGCUCAUGCGGCAGGCGGAGGGCCGCGCGCGGGCGGCGGAGGCGGCCGUUUCGGCAGAGGUGGAGCGGCGCUGCAGCGCGGUGCUGUCCAGCCGCGCGCUGUGGCCGGCGGCUCUGCGAGAGGAGGUGACGGGGCUGGAGCGCCGCGCCGCAGAGCUGGACGUGGCGCUGGCCACUGCCACGCGAAACGCGGACACGGCGGGGCGUGAGGCGCGGGAGGUGCGGGCGCAGCUGCUGAUCAAGUCGGACGAGUUGAAGGCGCUUUCUGCCGAGUCCAUCGCCGCGGCCAGCGCCGCCGCCGACCAGCUGCAGCACCUGCGCGCGGCGCUGGCCGAGUCACAGGCGCGCGCCGCGGGCCUGAAGGACGCGCUUGAAGCGACGCGCGAAGAGGCGCGGACGGCGGGUGACCGUGCGGUGCGCGACGGGCCGCGGCCGCUGGCAGGCUCCUCUGGCAACCUGCAGCACCGCAUCUCAUCUUCAGGGAACAUGGCCGGGGCAGGGCCCGGCGCCGCUGCCGCCUCAGGCGGAGGCGGCGCCCAUGCCUCCGGUCUCGGCCCCUCUCCAGUGGUCAGUGCGCCUACGCCAAGGUGGCAGGUGCAGAACGUGGUGGGCGGCGGAGGGCUGUACAACCUCAGCAACGGUCUGGGACACGGCGGAGUGGGGGGCGGGGCCGGCGGAGACGGCGGCGGCGGCAGCCAGACGCCCACGGACAUGGUGUAUCUGAAGAACCUGCUGCUCAAGUUCUUGGAGGCGCACCUGCUUAGCAAGACCACUGAGCGGGACGCGCUGCUGCCGGCGGUGGGAACGCUGCUUCAGGCCUCCCCAGCGGAGUACACAGCGCUUCAGAAAAUCCUGAAGGCCACGCAACCGCCCAGCCGGCAAAUGCUCUCAGUGUUCGGGCUCUCGCGGUAGCGGGUUGUGUGGCGGUGCCGAACAUAGAGCCGUGUCCAGCGUGCGAGUGCCUGACGGGCAGGCGGGCGGUAUCGGGUGCCAGGGGUGUCAUGCACGCAUGUUUCCUAGUGGUGUGCAGCAUGAGGGCGACGCAAGCGGGUGUCCUCUCCCACAUGAGCUCAAGGAGUCGCUACGUCGCGACUACAACCUCCGCUGCCGUCUGCGCUCGCAUACGCAUUCGCAUUUAAGCAUUUCAGUGACGUACGCGCCAUGGUAGGUCGGGGUAGGCCGGCAGGCACCCGGUGUAACAUGGUCUUCUCCCCUUUCCUCGUUCGUUCCGUAUCUCCACACCCCAAUGGCCAAUGCCGCCGCUGCCCGGACCUCGCUCAGCUAAUAAAUCCAAGGUGAGACCUGUAAUGUCGCACACAU